Thermochaetoides thermophila DSM 1495 is the source of this 888-nucleotide messenger RNA. RefSeq lists its product as uncharacterized. The record is from RefSeq and is a predicted model, not a curated record. The transcript is spliced from 3 exons. Lineage: Eukaryota; Fungi; Ascomycota; Sordariomycetes; Sordariales; Chaetomiaceae. Bases 1 to 888 code for a protein of 295 amino acids. Gene Ontology annotation, cellular component: nucleus; proteasome core complex, alpha-subunit complex; proteasome core complex. Gene Ontology annotation, biological process: ubiquitin-dependent protein catabolic process.
AUGACGUCGAUAGGCACCGGCUACGACCUCGCCAACUCCAUCUUCUCCCCAGAUGGCCGCAACUUCCAGGUCGAGUACGCCCUGAAGGCGGUCGAAAACGGCGGCACGUCGAUCGGCAUCCGGUGCAAGGAAGGCGUGGUGCUGGCCGUAGAGAAGAUCAUCACAUCCAAGCUGCUCAAGCCGGGCGCCAACAAGCGCAUUGCGACGGUUGAUAGGCACAUUGGCAUUGCCUUCUCCGGCAUGAUCCCCGACGGCAGGCACUUCAUCGACCGCGCGCGCGACGAAGCCCGCGCCUGGCGCGACACCUUCAAGACGCCCAUCACGACCGCCGACCUAGCCAGCCGCAUGGGCGGCUACAUGCAAGCUUACACCCUCUACCAAUCGGUCCGCCCCUUCGGCAUCACAACCAUCAUCGCAGGGUACGACAGCCCCGAAGACGAGCGCGUGGACGGCGAGGUAGGACGGGGUCCAUCCUGCGGCGCCGGCGGCAAGGUAGCGGGCAAGACGCACGGCGGGCCGUAUCUGUACAUGAUCGAGCCGUCGGGCCUGUACUGGGGGUACUAUGGGGCGGCGACGGGCAAGGGGCGGCAGGCGGCGAAGGCAGAGCUGGAGAAGCUGGAUCUGCAGGGAGACAGCUUGACGCUGGAACAGGCAGUUAAGGAGGCGGCAAGGAUUAUUUAUGUGGCGCAUGACGAUAGCAAGGAUAAGGAUUUUGAGCUGGAGAUGACGUGGAUUAGCGGGCCGGAUGGGCCGACGAAGGGGUUGCAUCAGGAGGUGCCCAAGGCGCUGCGCGAGGAGGCGGAGAGGUUGGCGAAGAAGGCGCUGGAGGAUGAUGAUGAAGAGGAGGCGAAGGAGGAAAAGAAGGAUGAUGAUAAGAUGGAGGAGUAG